Molecule: messenger RNA, 1368 nt
Organism: Tauraco erythrolophus (red-crested turaco)
Lineage: Eukaryota; Metazoa; Chordata; Aves; Musophagiformes; Musophagidae
Source: RefSeq, a predicted model, not a curated record
AUGUUGGUCCUGAGCCCGCUUGUCCGGGGAUCUUACCUGCAGCUUUUCUUCUGCUUUGCUCUGUCUCAGACCGCGUACGUUGACAAUGUCUUCUCAGUUUCAGCAGAUCUCCCUUGUUUGGAACAGAAGAAACAGCUCAACCGCAGAGCGUGCUGCCUCCUCGGCCCUCCUCCACCGCCCCUGUUCCCACCACCGUACUUCAGGCAUGGCUGGAGCACUCUGCUUGCCCUGGAUAUGAAAGACUUAUGUCAGGAGCUCCAGAUAAUACAGGCUUCCCCUCUGCCCGAACCACAUUGCCCUGCAGGACCUCCUGGCCCCCAGGGUCCACAAGGAAUUCCUGGUAUAAUGGGACCAAAAGGGGAGAAAGGAGAGAUUGGCAGGCCAGGAAGAAAGGGUAGAUCAGGUGCCCCGGGCGUUCCUGGGAUGCCAGGACCAGUAGGAUGGCCUGGACCUGUGGGACCGAAGGGUGAAAAGGGAGAGUUGGGUGUGAUGGGAUUGCCAGGUACAAGAGGACCAAUGGGCUCCAAGGGUUUUCCUGGAACUAGAGGAGAAAAGGGAUCCAGAGGUGACAGGGGUGACAAAGGAGUCAAAGGAGACCAGGGAGAAAUUGGCUUCCCUGGAAUGCUGGGACAAAAAGGAGAGAUGGGCCCAAAGGGACAAUCCGGAGUACCAGGACACAGAGGACCUAUAGGAAGACCUGGAAAACGAGGCAAACAAGGACUAAAGGGAGACAUUGGACCUGCAGGUAUCAUGGGUCCACCUGGAAGGCCUGGUCCUUCUGGCCAGCCGGGCCCCCCUGGACCUUCAGGAUCAGGGCAAUUCGCAAUAGGACCAAAAGGGGAAAGAGGACUUCCAGGGCCUCCAGGGAGAUGCCUCUGCAGAUCCCCACAUCAUGUGAAUAACCCACCAUAUGAGGAACCUGUGUUUGGACACAGUUAUCCGAAAGUCCCUGCGAUUUUUGUGGUGAACAAUCAAGAAGAAUUGGACCGGUUAAACACUGAAAAUGCCUUAGCUUUUAGAAGAGAUCAGAGAUCUUUGUAUUUCAAGGAUACCUUUGGAUGGCUCCCAGUUCAGCUCACCCCUUUUUAUCCCGUGGAUUACCGCUUCGAGGCUGUCGGUACCUGCGGAGAUGGGAUUGUACAGGAUGGGGAAGAGUGUGACGAUGGCAAUUCAGUUGUGACCGAUGACUGUAUACGAUGCCGCCGUGCUUACUGUGGAGAUGGCUACAGACACGAGGGGGUUGAAGACUGUGAUGGCAAAGAUUUUGGAUAUUUGACAUGUAAAACAUAUCUCCCUGGGUCUUAUGGAAAAUUACGAUGCACUUCUUACUGCUACAUUGACUCUACACAGUGUCGAUACUUCACAUGA